Molecule: messenger RNA, 819 nt
Organism: Aspergillus ruber CBS 135680
Lineage: Eukaryota; Fungi; Ascomycota; Eurotiomycetes; Eurotiales; Aspergillaceae
Exons: 1
Coding region: 150-731 (193 amino acids)
Source: RefSeq, a predicted model, not a curated record
UACCGACGGUCCAAAUUCAACGACUCGCCAGUCGCCCAGAAAAUCGCUCAAAAAGCCACAGAACGGUUUUGGAACAAUUAUCGUCAAACCUCGAAAACAUAACCUAUUGGAUACUUAUAUGGAUAAUGGUUUAAAUUUUUCUCAGGCUUAUGAUGGUUUUUCUUUUCUCUUUCCUUUUUUUUUUUUUCGUUCACUCUCUUUUUUCCUUUACGGAACCGCACGCCCCAACUUUCUCCGCCGCGCUGCAAAACAAUCCGACUAGCCUUGUGUACUGUAGCGGCGUGCGAAUUCUGAAAUGUACGGGCUGUGGAAAAAAGAAAAGGAGGACUAUAUGUGCUAUCCAAGGAGAUUCAACUCGGAAAACAUACCAGCCAUUCAGUGGUGUUCUCAUGUCGGGGGGCUGUCAACGACGCACAGAAAACACAUAUAAGAAUAUCAACAUAAUGUUGACUGUUAGUUACCUGCCACAUCAACCACCGCCAUCGCACCUGAAAGGAGAACGGAGAGGGCGAAGGGAAAGAAAGAGGAGAGAAAAAAAAAAAAAAAAAAAAAAAAAAUCCAGACCUGGAGAGGACACAAUUAUUGCAUUGCAGCAGGAGUUUUUUGGUCGAACUGAUUGGUUGUUUUCGUUUAUCAUUUAUUUCGAUUCUUUGUUGCGCGCUUUCCCACGUUUCAUACUCCCUUCUUCGCUGGCCGACUACGUGUACAGAUGGGAAUCAUUGGAGUCGUGAGCGCAAGUGGUAUGCAGCAGCGCUGCAUGAGUUGAAUGCAUUUGAUUGCAUUGGGUUGUUUUCCAUAUGAAGCAUAUAUUAUAUACUG